UUCUAUUCAAUUCGCUAAUAUAUUUAUUCGUCAAUAAUACAAAAUUAUUUCGAGAUCAAUUCUAUGAUCCAUUUUAUGAAUACUACCUCGAAAAAAAAAAAAAUUAUAAGAACGUAUGAUAAAAAUAUUAUGAUUUAAAGAUAUAGUUUUGAAAUAGACAAUCAAUACGGAAUGAUGCGACCUAGUCGAAACGCGUUAUCCGUACUAUCGAUAGACAUGGAUAAAUAAAAAGAAACGUAGUUAGAUAAAACACUUGAGAAAAAUAGAUCGCGAACGAUGAUAUACCUGGUAUGAUUAGUUUAAAGAAUUAAGAGAAAUGAAAGGGGGUAGGGAGAGGAGACGAAGAGGAAUGAAAUCACGAUGACAGGUUGUGACGAUUUGUCGAGGUAUAAAUGCUUGACACACUAACGCCGAACUAUCAGAAUCUAUUUUCAAUUUGUACGAGACAAAUAUAAGAUCGCCAAGAAUGAAGAACUUAUUCGUUGUUAUCAAUGUACUGGUAGCCGCUGUGUCAGGUGUGCCAAGUGAUUUGCCAAGGAUAACGGGCCGAAUAUUUCCAGAGGGACGUAUAAUUGGCGGAGAAAACACUAACAUUAUACAGGCCCCACAUCAAGUUAGUAUUCUGAUAUUAGGCUCACAUUAUUGUGGCGGAAGCAUAAUCAAUAAGGAAUGGAUUCUCACGGCUGGACAUUGCGCUGGGAAACCCUUAUCCUAUUAUAGCGUACGUACUGGAUCGGACAAGUCUACUUCCGGUGGUAUAAUCAAUAUUGUGUCAGGAAUAUACCAACAUGAAAACUUUUCAUCUACCUCUAAGGGUGUACCAUUAAAUGACAUAGCCCUUAUUCGUUUAUCCAUGCCUAUUGAAGAAAACGAGACGCAAAAAUCUGUAACAUUAUUUUCAAAAGAUGAAAAGGCCGAACCAGGAAGCAUCGCAAUUAUCACGGGCUGGGGUAAAACAGGACACGGUAUGCCAGAGUUUCUACAAACAGUGACAGUUCCUGUCAUCGAGAAAGUCGAUUGUUACAAAGCUUAUGAAAAAUUAUUCGGUGGUAUUGGUGAAAAUCAAAUCUGCGCGGCUUAUCCCCAAGGUGGAAAGGAUGCUUGCCAAGGUGAUUCUGGCGGUCCAAUGACCAUAGGCGGUCGCCAAGCUGGUAUAGUUUCUUGGGGUAAUGGUUGUGCGCUUAAAGGAUAUCCCGGUGUGUAUACCGAAAUCUCCAAAUAUCACGACUGGAUCACUAAGAUAACCAAUCUCGAAUUUCCCCUUUCCUAUCUCAUCUCUUCCCCAUCCCUAUCUCUACCCUCUAUGUUUGCCCACAUAACUUUACAUCUGUACCUAUUUGACACGUCUACGUCGGACGAUACCGAAUGCAUCAAACAAACGAAAGAAAUCAACAUGUUCGUACAAUUAACAAUUGUUUUCCUCAUUGCUGUUGCAGCUGCGGAUCCUAUUCCGAGGGUCCCAGUUUUGAAUCCUUACACGCCAAACGGUCGUAUCGUCGGUGGUGAAGAUGUCCAAAUCGAGGAAGUACCUCAUCAAGUACUUCUACAGGCAUUUGGUUUUGGUUUCUGCGGUGGUAGUAUCAUUGAUAAAAAUUGGGUCCUUACAGCAGGUCAUUGUGCGAGUUAUUCACCAUCGACAAUAACUAUACGUGCUGGAACAACUACAAAGACUUCAGGAGGUAGUCAACAUAAGGUGGCAAAGAUCAUCAGACACGAGGAAUACAGCACCAACAAGUAUGGUGUUCCUGAAAAUGACGUGGCAUUGAUCCGUUUAGAAGAGCCAUUUAAACUCGAUGAAAAACGUCAACCGAUUUCUUUGUUCAAUGCAUCCGAAGAAUCUGUUCCUGGAGUAAAAGCUACGAUCAGUGGUUGGGGUGCAAUUUAUCAAGGUGGUGCAGCUUCGGAAAAACUUCAGAUCGUCCAGGUUCCAGUGGUCGCUAAGGCAAAAUGCAAUGAGGCUUAUGCCUCGUUCGGUGGGGUACCAGCUGGACAAAUUUGUGCGGCUUAUCCAGAAGGUGGUAAGGAUGCUUGCCAAGGUGACUCUGGUGGUCCUCUUACUAUCGAUGGUCGAUUGGCUGGUAUUGUCUCCUGGGGUAAUGGUUGUGCGAAGAAAGGAUACCCCGGUGUUUAUACCGAAGUGGCAGCUUUCCGUGAAUGGAUCGAUUCUAAGUUAAACGCUUAAAUUCGAUACUGAAUCAAUUUUUUAUCGAUCGACCGAUAAUAAUUAUUUGUUCCUUUACAUUAUUAUGUUUGCGACUUAAUAUGUGGAUAAUUCUUUUAAUACGUUGGUACUAUUAUUGUUACAUUAAUAGUACUCGUGUUAUAAAAGUUUUAUGUACUUCUUAGAUGUACAUAAAUACAUAUAUAUUUCUAACAAUCGAAAUAAAUGCAUGAAGAUUAAAAUAGCAGUUAAGUUCAUGAUAAUCCACCAAGAAUCCUUCGUAAUCUAUCGAUUCUUAUCUACUCUAUCACAAAAGAAUAAAUUCUAUUGAAGGUAAAAGAUCAAAAUGAAAUAUAUCUAGCUUAUAGAAAGUGGCUAUCCAACUGGCUCUAGUUAUAUAUAUACGUCUCACAUAGUUGCGUUUCAAUCGGUUCUGUCGAUUGGCUCGGUUCAGGAAAGAGCAAAGGAAGGGAGUCAAUCGAUUGGAAGGGAAAGUAGUGCUGCUCUCAUUUCGUGUUUUUCACGAGACUUUUCCAACGUGUGCCCUUUUCAAAGCUUUCUGGCCUUUCUUUUCUUUUUUUAACUUCUUUCUCUUUCUUCUACAUAUUUUUUUUUCGUUCUUCUUUUUUUCUUUGUUCUUUUUCUUUUUUUAAUUCUUUUUUCCUCUUUUACAUCACCCUUUUUCCUCGCGUCUCUUCACGGGAUUGAAUUUUCGUUCGAUGAUGUUGGAAAAGUAUCAAAAACGAAGGAUAUACAUAUAUAUAUAUAUAUACACACACACACACAGACAUAUAUACAAACUGUACUGUCGAAAACUGUUUCACUGACGUAUUUGAUCUUCCAAGUGGCUUUCGAGACGCUUUUGAGUAGCAACAUAUUUCAAUAGAUCUUCAUUUUUAUGCAUAUUCUACUUAGAUAAACGAUAAGUCGGUACUUCACAUUUCAUAUACAUAGUUCAUACUUGUAUAAU
Vespa crabro (European hornet) is the source of this 3131-nucleotide messenger RNA. Its product is annotated as transmembrane protease serine 9-like. The record is from RefSeq and is a predicted model, not a curated record. NCBI's taxonomy places the organism in Eukaryota, Metazoa, Arthropoda, Insecta, Hymenoptera, Vespidae. Gene Ontology annotation, molecular function: serine-type endopeptidase activity. Gene Ontology annotation, biological process: proteolysis. The transcript has 6 exons. Bases 467 to 2182 code for a protein of 571 amino acids.